AACUAUCCGGAACUGCGGGCUGUGGGGUAAAGCGAGACUGUUGGGCAGUAUGCAUUUACCUGGCUAAGAGGGCGUCGUUGAACUUUCCCCCCCCCAUAACACAGACAGCAGGAGGCCUGGUAACCCUAAGUGCAGCACAGUCGGGCCCCCCUUAAAAUCCGUGGGCCCAGAGCGACUUGUCCUCACUGUGGCCACCAUCAUAACUUAAUUAAAGAGUAACUAUCAUUUAUGUAAACAUGUAUCCGAAGUAUGUAGAUAUAUGUAGUAUGGAGAAAUUGUUUAUUAUUGUGCUUUCUCAACCUAACACUUCUUACCUGAUACAAGCAAUUCAAUCAUGCUGGUUGUCCGUGCACUGCAGACUUCUGUCUUGUUCUGGGAUCUGUCAGAGUUGUGUCAGAUAAAUUGUCACUCGCGCCAUCACUUGACUGUUUCUAGCUGUGUUGAGGAUCUUACAAUAAAUAAAUAAAUAAGUAUAUGUGGCUUAUGGGCCAUUUUCCCAGUAAAUGUCCAGAUAUGUUUCUUAAGGGGUAGUUCUCCUUUAACUAAGUAUAAUGUAGACCGUGAUGUGUUUUUUUUUUUAUUCAGUAGAUUUCCAGUUGGAAUUUCAUCAGCUUAUCUGGUUGUAAGUGGCCAGUAUCCCUAGCAACCUGGAAGUGACUUGAGUGAGAGACUGGAAUAUUAAUAGUUUAAAGACAUCGAGGGACACAUUUUAUAAAGGGGGAGUUUUUUUUUUCUUUUAUAGGUGAAGAUUAUCUGACUGCUUGGAUUGGAACUCUCAUAAUUUUUACAUAUUUAUUUACAUAUAUUUUUCUUUUGAGAAGCCACGUUUUUUCCUUCUUUUUAUGUUUUGGAUGGCUGUCCAAGACGCUGGUCCGAACUUAUUUUUCAUUCAUAGUAACUAUACAGCAUAGCUGCCAAGCAGCAAUUGUUUUUAGCUGCCAGCUGUUUGAAAAAAAAAAAAAAAAAAUCAACCAACGGACUGCUGUUGCAAACCUUUUGUGAUAUAUUUCACUGUGCAAACAGACCUUGUUCUUCAGUUUUAUUCCUUCACUGCUUCUGCAAAUUAAUUCUCCAAAUUACUGGUUCGUUCGGCAAACAGGAGGAAGUACAGGAAACUAGUUGUGAACUAAAUGCUUCAGAAAGGCUGCAAAGCUGCUGGAAAGACGAGCAGCUUUUGGCAACCAACAAGGUUCAAGUUCUGUUACCAUUGAACCCAGCUGCACAAAUAUGUCCAGUCAAGGGGAAGACUGCUACUUUUACUUCUACUCCACCUGCACAAAGGGUGACAGCUGUCCAUUUCGGCACUGUGAAGCUGCUGUCGGGAGUGAAACUGUAUGUACAUUAUGGCAAGAAGGACGAUGCUUUCGACAAAUCUGCAAGUUUCGGCACAUGGAAAUUGAUAAAAAGCGCAGUGAGAUACCUUGUUAUUGGGAAAACCAGCUCUCCGGUUGUCAGAAAGGGAAUUGUGCUUUUCACCACACCAAGGGUCGUUUUGUGGAUGGUGUUUUUAUGCCUCCAAGCAAGUCUAACUUACCAAACCCUGAACCGUCUACAGUGGAGCCACCUACUCCCCAGCUCUCACUGCCCCAAGGCAAGCUUUCAGUGGCCCCCACACCACAGCUCCGUGGCGUAAAGAAGAUUGAGGCUAAUGAAAAUAUACCAAGUCCCACCCACCCACCUGUUGUAAUAAAUGCAGCAGAUGACGAUGAAGAUGAUGAUGAUCUAAUUUCAGAAGAAGGAGAUGAGACGAAAAACACAGGUCAGCUUCACUCCUCUUCCAUUGCUCACCAAGGGGCUCGUAUUGUAUCAUCACGGAAGUCUGCAACCCCACAAAAAAUUAACAAAGAUGCUUCUUUGAACUUUCAUAUUAAAACCUUGGAAGAAAUAAAACUGAAAAGGCAGAAGGGAGAAGAACAUUGCCUUGCUGAUGCUGUGGAUGGUUCCUCCAUUCAGACAACUACAGGAGGGAAUAUGAUUGUCCGCACUGUUUCGUUCUAUUCAAAAGAUAAACCCAGUAUAUGCCUAAGCUUGGCUCAAAGACUUGGAAAGCGUACCACACCUACAGAUGAAAGCCCAUUGGCUGAUUCUGUAGGAAGUUUUCCUCCAGCAAAGAAAAGCCUCCAUCAAAGACUGGGAAGGAGAAUAACACCACAUGGAAUAGGCAUUGACACAAAGAAAGUUCGGAUUCCCCGGCCUUUAAAGGAGCGAUUGGGUUUGCCCACAGAACAGAACAGUACAGAAACAGAAAAGGCUGCCAGACCAGCUCCUGAAAUUCAUAUUAAAACACUACAAGAGAUUCGUCAGGAAAAAGCCAACCAGAAACAACAGCAGAGAUCUAAAGUCUUGCCUUGCAAAAGCAAUGAGACUUUAAAUGCAGAAACAGAAGUUGCAUCUAAGUCCAGUAUGCACAUUAAGACAUUUUCUGAAAUACAUGCAGAGAAAAGGCAAAGACAGCUGAAAGCAUUGACACUUGAAAGCCAAGAGGAAAAAAAACACAAGCUUGAGAGUCAUAGUGAUGAGAUACACAAGAAUGGUCAGGGUGCCAAGAGACCAAGGACUGAAGAGCAACAAGGGGAAACUGAAAUGGAAGAAAAGCCAUUAGAGACCACACUGACUGAGAAUGUCGGAAAUCAAAAGGAGAUGAAGUCAGAAGAAAAAGGGAAUUAUGUCACUGAUCCAGGUAACCAAAAAAAAGAACAUUUGGUUCAAUCCCCAUUGUGUGGCAGUGCGAAGGAAGCAAAAGGCAGAUCACAAUCCAUAGAACAAGUGCGAGUCAAAACUCUAGAGGAGAUUAGGCGUGAGAAGGCCCUGAGACUGCAGCAAGGCAGUAAGCAGGAAAAAACACAAAGUGAGGAGUCCCAGCUACAACCACUAUCCAGUCGUAAGCGGAUUCUACGAAUCCUCAAUCCAGUAGGCAACAGAGAAAAAAUGGAGAGUGCAACAGAAUCAAAUUCAGGCAAUUCUUUGAAGGUAACAUGUGUCAAGCCAUCCCUAGAGAGUCUGAAGGAGGAGAUGAACAACUCAUGUUCACAUCUCCUACAAUCACAGGCUUUAAACAAAACAAGUAUUACAUCUAGUCUGGAGGUAUCCAGUGCUGGAUACUCAAAACAACCUGGGACAGCUUUAGAGCAAAAUCAUGAAAGCAAAACAAAAGAAAAGCCAAAAGUGAAUGUUGAACCACAUGUGGUUAGAAAACAUUUGCCAAGCAAAAGCACAAUAAAAAGGAAAGUUCAAGAAAUCCCUGCUGUUGCUGCUGUUCGGCCCCUUAGUCCUGCAGCCAUGUCUAUUGCAGAGCAGGAUUCUACAGUCUCCAUGGUUCCUGCAAAUGAGGCAUCUCUCUUAGUGGAGCAUCUAGUGGCGUCCAAGCCUCUUAAUGAAAGUGAGCUUGCUACACCUGAGCCAUAUGUACCUCAUACUGCACAGACUCAUGCAAAAUCCCGCAGAACGAGCACUACAUCAGCAGGAAAACCGAAUUUAGCUACAGAGGAUGACUUUGACAAACUUAUCUGGGAGAUCUCAGAGGGGAAAUUGGAGGCUGAAAUUGAUCUUGAUCCAAGUAAAGAUGAGGAUGAUCUUCUGUUAGAGCUAUCAGAGAUGAUUGACAGUUGAGAGCAAAUGGGAGAGGCAUAAAUCCAGGGUCUGCCCUUGAAGUAAGAACAAUUCCUGAUUUAGUUGCCACCCAUUGCUUUUAUGAACCCUAAAACUGACCUAGGCUAAAAGAAGCCAGUAAUAUGGUUAGUUGACUUAAGAAGAACAUGUGCAUUGUAUAUGCCUUGUGGCAGCUACCUUUCCUGCCAUGCCACUCUCUGUGCUGUUUCAUCUGAAAUCCAGACCUGUAGGCCCCAGUGAAAAGCCUUGUGUUACCAUUGCUUUGGUCUAAUACAAAAGUCCAUUUUUUUUUGUAUGUUAGAGAAUGACCUCCCUUCUUUAUAUUUUAUUUUAUCAUGAUUACAUUAGAGCCAAACUUAAUUGUAAUGUAAACUUUUUGACUGCCUUCCCUUCACUUUAAUAUGUUAAAUAAAGAGAAUUGGUGGAGAAGAUUUACUGGAUUAGACUCAAGUUUCCUGCUUACAGACCAAUAAAGACCUGGAUUGGAUUAGAUGAAAAGUCAAAAUGUUGUUGAAUGCUUUUGAAGUAGAAGUCUCAAUCAGCCUGUUUUGUGUUGUGCAUAUUCACGCAAUCUUUUUGUGUAUAACCUCCAAAUACUUCCCUCAUAUAACACCAUUGUACAAUUUGUUUUAACUCCAUUUUGCCGAAGAAGGAGCAUUGUUUUAACUGUAUGGAUUAAAAGUUUUGAUACUGAUUGUGUUAUCCAUAAAUACAAAUAAAUUGCAGCAACUGUGCAGGUUCUGUGACUGUUAG
Messenger RNA from Xenopus tropicalis (tropical clawed frog), 4362 nucleotides. RefSeq names its product zinc finger CCCH-type containing 11A (gene zc3h11a). The record is from RefSeq and is a predicted model, not a curated record. The coding region runs from base 1228 to 3609 and encodes 793 amino acids. The transcript is spliced from 19 exons. Gene Ontology annotation, cellular component: nuclear speck. Gene Ontology annotation, molecular function: metal ion binding. NCBI's taxonomy places the organism in Eukaryota, Metazoa, Chordata, Amphibia, Anura, Pipidae.